AGCCCGGGCAGCGGCGGCGCCGGCGCCCAUAGGAGUGCGAGGAGGAGGCGGUGCCGGUGCCGGUUCUUGUCCCGGUCUCCGCUUCCCCCUUCAGAACCUGCUCCCGCCGCGGCCCCUCCGCCUCAGCGGCCGCUACCCCGCCGCUUCCGGCCGCGGCCCCCCGCCAUCACCUCGCCUCACCUCACCUCAGGGGCUGCGGCGGCCGCCGGGCCAUGAACUCGCUGCUCUUCGGGGAGAUGGCCCGAGCCUUCGCCCCCGGCGCCGCCGCCGCCUCCUGCCCGCUGGGGCCCGGCGCUGCCGGCGGCCCCGGGAGCACGGCUGCGGCGACGGGGGGGGGCCCGCCGGUAACCGCGGCUCUUCGUAACGACCUGGGCUCCAACAUCCACCUGCUGAAGGGGCUCAACGUGCGGUUCCGCUGCUUCCUGGCCAAGGUCCACGAGCUGGAGCGGCGCAACCGGCUGCUGGAGAAGCAGCUGGCGGCCCAGCAGAGCGAGCGCGACCGCCGCCUGCGCUACAAGACCUUCUCCCGCGACCAGGCCGUGCAGACCGACUCCGGUGCAUCCCCGCUGCUGCCGCCGCCGGGCCCCGGGCACGGGCUGGGCGCAGGGCCCCUGGCUUCGCCGCCUCACUACAGCCGGUUACCCGGUACUAUCUGGAGCUACACCCAGGUGCGGCGCACCGGAGGCGGCGGCUUGGAGACGGUGCAAGGGCCCGGGGUCUCCUGGAUCCAUCCGGACGGCGUCGGGGUGCAGAUCGACACCAUCACCCCCGAGAUCCGCGCCCUCUACAACGUGCUGGCCAAAGUCAAGCGGGAGCGGGACGAGUACAAGAGAAAAUGGGAAGAGGAAUUCACAAGAAGAAUGAGUCUGGAAUCUAUGGUAGAAACCUUACGAGAGGAGGCGCAGGAAGCCGAAGCUCUCCAGGAGGAGUUAAAUGAAAAGAUUGAAAGACUGAAAGCAGAACUCGUGGUCUUUAAGGGUCUGAUGAGUGAUCCCAUGACAGACCUGGACACAAAGAUUCAAGAAAAGGCCAUGAAGGUGGACAUGGACAUCUGUCGGCGAAUCGAUAUCACAGCCAAGCUGUGUGAUGUAGCGCAGCAGCGCAACUCUGAAGACGUUUCCAAGAUAUUCCAGGUGGCUUCCAAGAAGAAAGAACGCAAGCUCACAUCUGAUGAUGACCUCUCUGAACAGGACGGAGACAAUGGCAGGUUCUCUGACGAUGAGGUCAGCUGCUCCUUGAACAUCACAGAUGAAAUGAAGCGCAUGUUUAAUCAGCUUCGUGAGACAUUCGAUUUUGAUGAUGACUGUGAUAGUUUAACAUGGGAGGAGAAUGAGGAGACGUUGCUGCUCUGGGAAGACUUCACGAACUGCAAUCCUUCCAUUGACCUCCAAGGAGAGGAGGAAAACCUGGGAAACUUGAUCCAUGAAACAGAGUCUUUCUUUAAAACCAGAGACAAGGAAUACCAGGAAACAAUAGGGCAGAUAGAGCUGGAAUUGGCCACAGCCAAGAGUGACAUGAAUCGCCACCUGCAUGAAUACAUGGAAAUGUGUAGUAUGAAAAGGGGCCUGGAUGUCCAAAUGGAAACCUGUCGUAGGCUUAUCAAAGGCUCAGCUGACAGAAAUUCUCCAUCUCCCAGCUCUGUAGCCAGCAGCGACUCAGGAAACACAGAUGAAAUUCAGGACGAGUUGGACAGAGAGACGGAUGUGGAGCCCAUGGUCACCUGAUACAUAGCUGGAGCAUUCCAGUGAAAGGGAAGAUGCAAGACAAGAUUGUAAAAGAAUACACUGAUGUGGGGGCAGAUAACAGUAAGACUCAUAAGCCCUCACACAGGGUUUCUAAGGACUCAUUCCUACACGCAUCCCCACCCCAUGCAAGGAUUGGUGCUGUAAAUUUCUAUUGUUCUACAAAUCGUAAAUGCAGAGUCCUGUAAGAAAACAUGGUGUUUUAAUUGUGCCUUUGCCCCAAGCUGAGCCACUUUGAGCUCCAGUGGAAUAUUAAUAGCAGGUGUUUUUAUACAAAAUAUUCUUUCAACAAAUCCUAAUCCGUUAGCAGAGAAUGGUGCUGCAAAGGCUCUGGGUGUUUCGAGAAGCUCAUGGUUUUAUUGAACUGCUGCACCCAUUGGCAAAAGGAAUGCUGGCAAAAUGAGAAGUGAACCCAAGACAUUUAUGGUGCAAUUACCAAAGUCUGGCUCCAAACAAGAGAAUUGAACUGUAACAAUUUGAACUGUAACAGUCCAAAUUGAACUUGAAGCAUUUAAAAUAAGAGCAGGGGUAGAGACAGCUUUUAGGAUUAAGCAGUUCUACAAUAUUAACAGGAGCUUCUCAGUUCCAUCUUUCUGGCUGAAGGAGCCUUUGAGAUGCGUUACAAGCUCUGUGCUCCACUCCAGAGUCUGAAGAAGCAGCAGGUCUCAGCUCGGUGGCAAAGCAGGGGACAGAGGAGGGUUCCAUGGGGUGGGAAUAUCCCUGAUAAACUUCUAUGCAAAAACAAAAAACCCACAAAAAAAAAAGCUCGCCUUAUUUAUAUGGAAUGUUUGGUCCCUGCUGGGAAAUAGUUAUCUCUUGGGAAAGGAAAGCUAAAACCACAUUUGCACAUGUUAGUUAUCUGUAGAGCUUCUUUUGAGGAGGAAUGUCAUAUCACAAUGCCUUUGUUUCCGGUGAUUGGAUUAGGAGGGGAAUCAGCCCUUCAGUUCUUGUGUUGUUUUGUGUGUUCUCUUUUUCAGGAUUCUUUUUUUAAACCAUAGUGUUUGCAGAUUUGACUUUGCCGACAGGGAGGUAACUCCAUUUUAUGCUGCUUUCAUGAUGUUUAGAGUGGGAUAGUUUGAAGCAUCAGGAUAAACUGACAUGCGGUAGGAUAGACGUAGGCUUGAGACAUGACACUGGGAGAGUUCCAGACCACUGUUCUUCAGGAAAGCUGAACAUCAGGAAAUACUGUAAUCCUUUUUAGGGCGUAGUAGAAUGAAUCUCAAACUACUGCUGCCCUAGAAUUAGGGAGGGACAGCCAUGUGCUUUCUCUGUGAGAAAGUGAGGAGACCCAGACUUUGUCAAUCUUUCUGUAUUUUUACACAGGAGAAAGCAGCAUCAAAAGUCUCGGUGGUGUUUGAGGCAGCUCUGUCAUCAUCAGGUAUGGUUAUAGUGGGAAUUGUAGCACCUCAGCCAGGUAAAAACAGGGUAUAAACCUCAGCCAAUAAUCUUCUGUUUGUUUUUUAGACCAAGAUUGAAAGUGUAGUUAAUACUGCCUAAAGGUAACGGUGUAGUUAACUAGCAGUUGCAAGACUCGGAGUAAAUACCAAAUGUAUUUGAUUUCCUGCCGGGAAGCUUAGAAGCUGCUAUGUAAGAGCAGUGCUAGGACUGGACAGGGAACUACCUGAUUUAAGCACCCUCUCAGUGUUAUGUAAAGGUAAGCUGACCAAUCUUUUUAGCUCCCUGAGUAUUGUUUCCAAGCUACUGGUCUGAAAUCAGUGAAACUGCAUUGUAAGCAUGCACCCAGUGUAAAUCAGUGCUGCUUUCUUCCAAAAAGAAUGCAAAUGUCUCAGCAUAUGGCACGUUCCUGGGCAGAAGUGCCUCUGUCUUGUGCAGCUAUGCAGAGGGGCAGGACCUCAGAGGGUUUCUGUUCCCCCUGUAACUGUGGGUACAGUAAUGUCUAAUCAGAGUUUCCCAUGUUGCUGCCUGGAGUUUCAUCACUGUUCAGCUCCGGCUCCUGCUUAGACACGAUGGUGCUUUUAGGCUACAUGGAUCAAAUGGGCUCCUUGUGUUUUUCAGAGUGGGAAGGAGUGCUGGGAUGAUCUGUCUGGAUCCACAGUGUGGAGGUCAUGAUCCACAGCUGAUGGCUUCUGUUUAAGAAAACAGAUCCAAGGAUAUUCUGGUGGUUUCCUUACUCAGUGCAGUUAUUUAUAGAGUAGCUAGCAACUUCUUGGUUCCUGUGGUGUGGGUUAGGGGCUUUUUCAAAGCCUCUUUCAUCAUGUAAAAUGUAGAUAACUUUUCUCUGGAAAAGAAUCCUUAUUCCAAAGUGCUCAUUCCUAUUAUUUCUUAGGUGGCCAAAGUGGUAAAUGUCACGUUCACUAGGGCUACAAGUCGGGGGGUGCGUGGGGGACAAGAGAUGGGGUAUUUUUGUGAGGGGGCUGGGACUGCAUGUUUUCAAUCAAGUACUCUUAAGGUUUUGAAGCCUGUAUGAACUUCAGCUGCUAAUACACAGUUUCUCACGAGGCUGAGAAACCAUCUGCCAAAGCUGAAUGUCUGUGAUGCUUUAGUGACGUUGGUGGAGGCGUUGUUAAGCAAUCGACUUGCACGGUGACCCAGCCUUGGUGGAGGCUGGCGUUUGGCUCUCCUCAGUUAGGAAAUGCUCUUUGGUACUGGGGAAACUGAGCAAUUUAAGUGGCCAUCUGGCUUAGCUGCUGCUGUGUUGUGGGGUUUGUUUCCAUUCAGACUCAGUGUCCUAGUAGGAUAAAGGCUGAGAGUUCUUGAACCUGGGAGCUGGUGUGGUGAGGGUAGGAGAGAGCAGAAUAUCCUCAGUUUGCCAGCGAGAGCCAAGUGAGGAAGCAGAACUUCAGCUGUAACAAGGUAGCUGUAACCUCGGGUUUAUCUCAUAGCCGUAAUUACAAGGAGCAUCUGUAGUAGGGUUGUGUCUGUUGGGAAGUGUAAGGGUUGCAGGGCUAGAGUAGAGGGUUUAGAAUUAAUGUGUAUGGUGGUGAUGUGUAUGACAGUAAAUUACCAUGGUUGUUGGUGUCUGUUUCUUACAAGCAUAUUUAAUCCAUUUUUAAAGAAGAAAAGGUGUUUUCAUACUCGGGAUCAGGGGUUUAUUUUUAUUUAGGCUGUAUAGGACUCAGUGGAUCACCAGGGUCGGUCCUUGAGAGUUUCCCUCGGAGGUCUUUGGUUUAGUUUCAAGCGAUGCUGCUGACUUAGCCGACAGUGGUCCUGUUCUGUUCGCAUAUAACCACUCCAUAGAAACCAGAUCAAAAGCUUGCCAGAAAAAGGUGAAAAUGCUGGAAAUGAUUUUGAUGACCUCUUUUUCUUUUUUUUUUUUUCCUUUGUAAAGCUGUAAAUACUUUCUUUUUGUUUUCUAUUCUUACUGCGGUGUCAUAUUGACACGUUUUUAGACUUACCGAUCCGAAAAUCCUCCUCAUUGUGUCUCAUUUUUUACACGAGGAUUCCAAGGAAGCAAAUUUUUUUGCUUGUUAGCAGUGUACUACUCGACCCGCUUCCUAAACUGGGUUUGUACGACACAACUGUUUUCAGUACACAAAAGGCAGUUGCUUUUGUGGAUGCAUGUUCAAAAAUGUCCAAAGAAUAACGUGGUACAAAUGUGUUUUUUCAGAGACUUAGUAAUUAUCAUGUUAGUUCACAAGAGUUAAAGACAAAACUCUUUAAAGGGGGGGAGGGAUGUAGUGGAACUCAUCGAAGCUAAAUGUGUAUUCUAUUUAUAAAGUCCCACUAUAUAGUCUA
Messenger RNA from Pezoporus flaviventris, 5438 nucleotides. RefSeq names its product intermediate filament family orphan 2 (gene IFFO2). The transcript is spliced from 9 exons. Lineage: Eukaryota; Metazoa; Chordata; Aves; Psittaciformes; Psittacidae. Bases 213 to 1724 code for a protein of 503 amino acids. The record is from RefSeq and is a predicted model, not a curated record.